GCGGAAAUCACGAUGUUUACAUUGCUAGCAUUUUUGCUCGCUGCUAAGCUAACUGCUAGCUAACAGAUAGCAGGUGGAUGUUUUCCCGGUCAGGUUUGACUAUAACUUGUAGUUUUUUAGGGUCAUUCAGUGUUGUAACGUUAAAGCGUUUAUCUGACGUCACCCCGGUGCUCGUGCCUCCUCGGCCCGGUGCUCCACGGUGCUCGUGCCUCCUCGGCCCGGUGCUCCACGGUGCUCGUGCCUCCUCGGCCCGGUGCUCCACGGUGCUCGUGCCUCCUCGGCCCGGUGCUUCCCCGUUAACGUUAAGAACUUUCUCCAGAAACAGACAAAUGCCAAAGAAAGGAAAAGCGCAGGUGAAAGGACGUCCGUCUGCAGGCGCAGCAGCGCCGGCAGAAGCUUCAUGUCCCGUGACUCGACACAAAAGUGGAGCUGUGACCAUAACGGUGCACGCCAAGCCCGGCUCCAAACUCAGCGGCAUCACAGAAGUUUCUGCGGAGGCGGUGGGAGUCGCCAUCGCAGCGCCGCCGACAGACGGAGAAGCAAACGCUGAGCUCGUACGUUUCCUGGCUGAAGUUCUGGACCUGAAGAAGAGUCACAUAUCUCUCGACAAGGGAUCCAGGUCCAGAGACAAACUCCUCAGAGUGGACUCCUCUCUCAGUCCAGAGGAGGUGCUGAGGAGGCUCCGACAGGCUGCAGGGAGGAGUGAAGAAGAGGAGGAGGCAUAACUACCAAAUGUUCAUUCAUAUAUUCAGCAUUAACCCUUUGAAUGUUUGUUUACAUAAUGUUGUUUUAUGGAGAAUAAAACACAAAAUAAAUGUUGUUUUCUGUGA
Molecule: messenger RNA, 830 nt
Organism: Cottoperca gobio
Lineage: Eukaryota; Metazoa; Chordata; Actinopteri; Perciformes; Bovichtidae
Gene: c6h15orf40
Product: chromosome 6 C15orf40 homolog
Exons: 4
Coding region: 78-725 (215 amino acids)
Cellular component (GO): cytoplasm
Source: RefSeq, a predicted model, not a curated record